UCGAGACACACGGAGCGAGCGCGAGCCGUACGGAUAGACAAACAGAGAAAGAGCACGAGACCCCCCACAGACAGACAGACAAACAGGCGUCAUGUGCCGGUCCGACCCUCUGAGCUUCACCCUGCCUGCGCGCAGGACCACCGAGCCCGAGAUCUUCACCUUCGACAGAAUCCCGGCGGCGCAGCCCGUGCAGCUCCUGCAGUGCGCGCGCCCUCGGCCCCGCCGCCGCCCGCUGCGCGUGCUGUACCCGAGCACGGGCCGGCGCUACCUGCCGCGCGCCGAGCGCAGCCCCGUCAAGCGCUGGCUGCUCGCGCUCUGCCUGGUGGUGCUGCUGCAGAUCUACUCCGAGGACGACGUGGCCGUCGCCGCCGAGGAUGACGUCACAGUGGCCGACGAGACCGCUGCCUUCGCGCUGCGCUUCGCCUCGGCCGAGGAGCGCGCGAGGCGCCUGACGGAGCAGGGAGAGGGCACGACUCCCGCGCGCACGCUCCACAGCCUGCUGGCCUGGAGGCAGGACGAGACGUGCGCCCCUCCCGCGAGCCCCGGCGCGAGCUGGCAGGGCCAGGCCGUGCGCGAGCAGAGCGCGAGGAGCAACGGCGGCUACGUGGUGGCCCUGCUGUACCCGGUGUACCACACGCUGGGCAGCGAGCAGUGACGGAGCGGCAGCUCGCGGGAGAGGCGGGAAAAACAGAAAACGCGCGAAAGCAGAGGCGCGCGCGACAGAGAGAGAGAGACACUGAGAGAGAGAGAGACAUUGAGAGAGAGAGAGAGACAUUGAGAGAGAAUGGACUGGGCGACGGAGUGGAAUAAAGACGCCCUACCUGACAGAGAAAGCGGGGCGAGGAGAAAGAGAAGCGGGGCGUCUUCUCUCAGCUGUGAAGUGAAGACGAUGACAUGAUGGCGGCCGAGCCGGCAGGGACUGCUCGUUCCGACGGAGCUAGCUGGAAGCCGGCCUUCUAUUGGCAUUUUCCCCAUUCCACCUUAAAUGCCACAGUAACCGCUGCAGCAUUUAAGGUGGCACGGGAAAUUUCGAUUACGCUAGCCAGCUUUUCCGAAGGACUUAAACUUGAAACGAACUCUGGGGUGAAACUUGAACGGCGGGUGUAGUUUACUCGAACUUUCACUGCGAAAACGUUUAGUUACAUUGUUCAGUCUUCACUACAAACCUGUCACAAGUUAGACCUGCCUGUUCGUCUACGACUGCAAGUCCUGCUGGAUGGCGGCCCUGAGGAGGAACCUGACUCACUGAGCACUACUUGAACUUUACACUAGUUUGUUGUUGUUGUUGUUGUUGUUUGUGAAAACCUGGUUGUAUAUAGUAGCUAUUUAUUUAAUGUUAUUUAUUUAAUUAAGUAAUUAAUAAUAUUAAUAUUGUACGUCUUAUUUAUAUGAAUAUGUCUUCAGAAAAUAAACAUUUUGAGAUGUA
Molecule: messenger RNA, 1426 nt
Organism: Pygocentrus nattereri (red-bellied piranha)
Lineage: Eukaryota; Metazoa; Chordata; Actinopteri; Characiformes; Serrasalmidae
Gene: ier3
Product: immediate early response 3
Exons: 1
Coding region: 92-655 (187 amino acids)
Biological process (GO): negative regulation of apoptotic process
Source: RefSeq, a predicted model, not a curated record